Messenger RNA from Symbiodinium sp. CCMP2592, 609 nucleotides. NCBI's taxonomy places the organism in Eukaryota, Dinophyceae, Suessiales, Symbiodiniaceae. The record is from the annotation of a GenBank genome assembly.
AUGGUGAGAGGACUCCAUUCGUUGGUACUAGCUCCCCUUGUCACUGUCAAGGGUGUAUGGAUUCUUCUGCUGCCGCUCGUUGACGCCGUCCGAGCAGCCCGAGAGGGGCGUGCCGAUGUCGGACUUCUCGAGCUGGAACACCAUCAUGCCGAAGAACAAAUACAGCAGGAGGAGAUGCACACCAACCUUCAGCAGCAGACGCAUCUGACAAGUCUCGAGCACGUGGCAAACUCUGCGGCUGCUGGAGAGUUGCUGAUAUUCCGAAUGUUGACAGGGCAGCCGAAACAGGACCUCUGGACAAAUGGCUUGGCUGGAUACAACGUGAGCCGGACGUUGGAUGCGUACCACAUUGACUCCGCUGGCAAGCUGCACCAGGCGGUCGCUGCAGCUGCGGACACCCAAUGCAUGGGCCGGCUCCUCCUGGACUCAGAGCACAGGUGCCACAAGGCAUUCCCAGUCUACGACCUGAUGCUGACAACGCUGCUUGUGAUGUUGAUGACAAGCUUGGUGUGCUGUGGCUGCUGUUGCGGGCCGUUCUGUCAUGGUCCGGUCAAGACUUACAGCCUCCGCGAGAAGUCGGGCAAGGAAGCCCAGACAGACUGGAAGUAG